This is a messenger RNA of Lolium rigidum, 678 nucleotides long. Its product is annotated as acetyltransferase At1g77540-like. NCBI's taxonomy places the organism in Eukaryota, Viridiplantae, Streptophyta, Magnoliopsida, Poales, Poaceae. Bases 63 to 452 code for a protein of 129 amino acids. The record is from RefSeq and is a predicted model, not a curated record. The transcript has 2 exons.
GUCGCACCACCGCGCAAAAUUCACUCGAAAGAAAACAGAAAACACUAACGGAAAAAAACACGAUGGCGAAGGAUGGUGGCGCCGGUGAGCGGCAACCGUCGGAAAACAGCAUCGUCUGGAGGGAGGAGGCGCGGAAGUUCCAGACGCCCGACGGCGAGGCCUUCCUCCAGUACCGCCUCGUCGACCUUUCGCGCACCUCCUCCGGCCGCGGCGGCGCGUCCCCGACGGCGAUGGACAUGGUCCACACGUACGUGCCGGCGAGCAAGCGCGGGCUGGGCCUCGCCGCGCGGCUCUGCGACGCCGCCUUCGCCCACGCGCGGAGCAACGGCAUGCGUGUCAUCCCCACCUGCUCCUACAUCUUGGACACAUACCUUCCCCGCAAUCCGGCAUGGAACGAGCUCCUCUACAAUGAAGACGAACCCAAACACGGCAACACCAGCAGUAGCAUGUAGAAAAAGUUAAUAGUGUGCUCACCGAGAAGCUGUGAGUGUGCUCAUCUGCGAUGUAAUAUACCACUGAAUAAUCAGCUGAUCAGCCAUGUCCACUGCAUCUUGUAAGCCCUUCGAUGCUGCGUCUGUUGCGCUCAAGAUUCGGUGUUUAUUAUGUAAAAAACGUUGUAAGGUCGACCUUAAAACACUUGGUAUGGAAGGCAGAUGUUUAAACAUAAACAGGUUAUCA